This is a messenger RNA of Cokeromyces recurvatus, 885 nucleotides long. RefSeq names its product uridine kinase family-domain-containing protein. Gene Ontology annotation, molecular function: kinase activity; ATP binding. The coding region runs from base 71 to 853 and encodes 260 amino acids. The record is from RefSeq and is a predicted model, not a curated record. The transcript is spliced from 6 exons. NCBI's taxonomy places the organism in Eukaryota, Fungi, Mucoromycota, Mucoromycetes, Mucorales, Mucoraceae. Gene Ontology annotation, cellular component: cytoplasm.
CCGCUUUUGAAAGAAAAGUAUAAACGAAAAAAAAAAAAUUUUUUUUAUUCUAUAAUACAUAUAAAGCAUAAUGUCUAUUGAUCAUACGAAAUAUACUGAUCCAAAUUAUUUUAAAGUAUCUUUAAAAACACCCAUGACUAUUGCUGUUGCUGGUGGUGCAGACUCAGGAAAAAAAGCAUUCUGUGAGGCACUAACUUCUCGGUUGAAUAAAAGUUAUGCUACCAAGGUUGCACUAAUUAGUUUAACUCAGUUUUACCGUGAAUUAACACCAACUGAGAGAAUUCAAUAUGAAGCUGGUGAAUUUUAUACUGAUCAUCCAGAUGCUUUUGAUAUGGAUUUGUUAAAAAAAACAAUCCAAUCUUUGUUAGCUCGUAAGCCUACUCCUGUCCCUGAAUGGGAUUCAUCUACUCAUACAAGAAAAGGAACACGUAUUCUUGAACCUGUCGAUGUUCUUUUAAUCGAAGGCACACUAGUCUUAUAUCCAAAAGAAAUACGUGAUUUAAUGUUCAUGAAAGUAUUUAUUGAUGAAGAUAGUGAUGAACGUUUAGCUAGAAGAGUUCGCAAGACAAAAAUAAGAAAUGGUCGUGUAUUGUCUAUUAAAGAAAUUUUAAUGGAUUAUGUGGGUCGAGUUAAGCCAAUGUAUGAAGAAUUUAUUUUACCGUCGAAAAAGGUAGCAGAUAUUAUUAUUCCAAGAGGUGCAGAAAAUUUAAUUGCACUUCAAGUAUUAACAAAUCGAGUUGAAGAAUAUCUUAAAUCACGUCUAGUAGAAGAAAAAAAGGAAACUAUCAAUCCUGCUGCUGCAGAAAUAUUAGCCCAAACUGUCAAUAGUUCAUAUAAACACAUUCCUAAAUAAAUAUUUGUUUACUAUUAUUAUUGAUCCAUCUA